GGCACAGAAGCGAGCGAGUAGUAACUUUUUCAUCUCCGUUGUUCCAUGCUUCCUCCCCUUCCAACUAAAAAUGGACUGUUCCAGACCUGUUUUCGUUCUGCUUCUACAACCGAGCUAACCAAGAUGUCGGCAAUGCUAUAGCCAACUACGAUAUUAUAGAAAUUCUACUUUGACUGUGAAAAAUCCCCUAACAAAAACGGAAAGUUUAUGGUUUAGAACGGGAAAUUUGACAUAUUGUGGAAUAUGGUGAAUUUGUGUUUGUGUGGUUGCCGUACGACGUGUGUGAGUUGAAAGCAGCAAAAUAACCACGUUCCACGACUGAAAACACGUUCAACACGCGAAAAAUCUGUGAUAUUCGUGAAUUUAUGGUGUGCUAGUUUUAGUUCUUAAACGUUGCACGAUUUUUUUGCCCCAUCUCGCUUUUCGGAAAAAUGUUUUUGGCAUUUCCCUGAAGACGGUUUCCCAUCAGUGUUUUCGUGCUGUUUUGAUAUUGCGAAACGGGGUAAAAGUGGCCGUUUUACGUUUUACAGUUUAGGAAAUGAAAGGCGAAUGAUUGGAAAAGUGCGUAAAUGUCUAUGCUAUGGAAAUACACUCAAUGAGAAUUGAACAUGCAGUUCAAAAUAAUGCUAUGUCAUACGCUCAAAGACAGCAGCAAAAUCACAGGCCGAGUAACCAUGCACAGAACGCGGCCGACAUCUACAAACCGUCCAGGUCGCCGGUUUCGACGGCCGGCCGCUACCCCUAUCCCACCACGUCGCAGCUCCACCAGACGACCCCGGGCCUGGCCCAGCGGUAUCAGCAGACGGGGACGGCCACCGCCGCCUACAGCGGGCCGGCGGCCUACCACCGGGACUACCGACAGCCACGCAUAUCGCUGCUGCACCCCGAAUACGGCAGGGGCAGGCAGGACGGGGCCAUGCUGCCCGGCGGUCAGGCGGGCCAGAUCAGCGUGGUGCACCUGGACGACGGCAUGGGAAACCAGCAGCAGCUGCAGCCGCUGAAGAAGAUCAGGCUGCAGGACCACAAGGACAACGUGCAACCAUUGAGAAUCGACACGAGGGAGCAACCUGGAACGUACAACCCUCAGGUGGAAGCUAUAUCUCCCACGCUUCCAGAGAGCAUACAGGAGGACCAGCCCCACAAGCCCACCAAGGACGACAUAAUCGUCAAGAUAGCCAAGACCGACAGGGAGAUAGCCAGGGCCGAAUCUCAGAUAUCGAUACUGAAGAAGAAACAGCAGGAGCUGGAAGAGCUGGCGCUCAAGCCCCAGGUCAAGGGGGAGGUGGAGGAGGACACGCAGCCGCGACACAACAGCCUGCCGCAGAAGAUAUACGCGGAGAACAGGAAGAGGGCGGCCAGCGCGCACGCGCAGCUCGACAGCCUCGGUCCCAAGGUCGAAUGGCCACUUUACAACCAGCCGACCGACUCGACCGUGUACCACGAGAACAAGCGGAAAAACAAGCUGUUCAAACGGCGACUCCUGGAGUACUUCAAGAAGAGGCACGCCGAGAAGGAGACGAGGAACGCGUUCCUCACCGAAACCUACAGUAAACUGAUGCAGGAAUGGAUCAGGAAGGUGGACAAGAUCGAAUCGAGCACCAAGAGGAAGGCGAAGGAGGCUAAGAACAGGGAGUUCUUCGAGAAGGUGUUCCCGGAGCUGAGGAAACAGAGGGAGGAUAAGGAAAGGUUCAAUAGGGUCGGUGCCAGGGUCAAAUCGGAGGCCGACAUGGAGGAGAUAAUGGAUAACCUCCAAGAACAGGCGAUGGAGGAUAAGAAGAUGCGCAGCUAUGCCGUUAUACCCCCGAUCUUGCUGGACAAACGGGAGAAGGAGAUACAGUACAAGAACAAUAACGGAUACGUGGAAGACAUGGAGACCAUGUACAAAAACAGGCAGUAUAUAAACAUGUGGACGCCGCAGGAGAAGGAGAUCUUCAAGGAAAAGUACCUGCAACACCCGAAGAAUUUCGUUGUGAUAUCGAGCUAUUUAGAUAGGAAAUCCGUGGCCGACUGCGUACACUAUUAUUACACUAGUAAAAAGACGGAGAAUUACAAACAGCUAUUGAGGAAGUCGAGACAGAGAACGAGGGCUUCGAAGAAUACCCAUAAAGUCAAUAAUGCUGCCAAUUCUUCGGUCGUAGAUAUUUUGACGACUGGAGUAACGACGAGGCUUCAGCGGGAGCAGCAGCAGAAAACCGUCGUGCGCGAGGCGACCCAAAACCAGGACGUCGCGUCCACGUCGACCGCCACCUCCCAUCCCUACUCCCAAUCGUCGACGACCGUUUCCACGUCGCCCGCGUCCUCCCAGACCGCGACGACGACGUCGACCGCGGUCACCUCGUCGGCGACGGCGUCCAACGCCUCCAGCCCCCCUAGUUCGUCGGCCACCGCCGUCAUAUCCUGUUCAACGCCGUCCACGACCUCGGCGUCGUCCGCCGCGGCGACGUCGUCGACCACGACCAGCGCGUCUACGACGACGGCGACGACGACCGUCAAGCAGGAACCGUCGGCGUCGCCCCAUGCCGCGUCGUCGGCCGGGCCCCCGGAGAAAUUCACCGACUUCAACUCGUUCGAGGAGUACAACAAUCAGAUGAACAGCAAGGGCGCGACUGCGCAGCCGGUCGCCGGCCAGUAUUACGGAGACGAGGCGGCCGGUAAGGGCGACGCGCCGCCGCUGGCCGACGUAAAGAUGGAGGUGAAGGUGGAGAACGAGUCUGCGCCGGAGGCUGUGAGCGAUCAAAACGCCAACGCCGUGAUGGAAAACAAAAAGAAGAAAGAGAGGAGAAAAGACAAGGACACGGACGCGAUGGAAACGAGCGAAGACGAUUCGCUCGAAGUACCAGAGAAAACCAUCCAAGGGAUGUGCAUCGUCUGCAACGCCCAGCUGGGCACCCACCUACAUUCCCGCCCCCUUCCGCCCAGCCAGGCGUCCCAGUACGGCCUCAGGGAAGAUCAGGUCCCGCAGAACGCAAGGGUGUGCAACACGUGCCGUUGCAAGGUGGUACGCUCCCGUUACACCCACUGCCCCCUGCCCAACUGCCCGAACCCGAGGGGCAGGGUGAAGAGGCUCAGGAGCUUCCCGCAGCGGCUCCAAGACCUGCCGCAGGAUCUCAAGGACGCCCUGCUGGCCGAGUUCAACAUACCGAGCGGCGUCACCAAGUGCUGCUCGGCCUGCUUCAACCGCAUCCAGAGACGCCUGGGCCCGGUCGAGGAGUGGCCCGAGGAGGAGAUCAACAGGCUGAAGGCCGCGCUCACGGAUCUGGGCGCCAAUUGGCAGGCGCUCGGCGAGAAGCUCGGCAAGACGCCGAACCAGAUCAGGGGUUUCUACUCGAUGAACAGGAAGCGGCUGAACCUGGAGAGCUGCCUGGGCGAUCGCAAGCCCACGCUUACGGACGAGGAGGAGAGCGGCAGUUCGACGUCGAGCUGCGAGGAUCAGCCGGUGACGACGCUGCGAUCGACGGCGGUCGCGGAACGCGAGCGGCAUUCGAGCGACACGGCGAGCGCGGCCGAGAGCCCGCCGGCCAUGGCCGGCUCGUCGCAGGUGCCGAUCAAGAAGGAGGAUUACGACUCGAGCGCGACCGAGACCGCGGACGAGGCGCAGACGCCCGACCACUACCAGGGCAGCGCGACCAUAACGCCCGUGGUCGCGGACGGCCAGCCGCGGCAGAACGCGUCGCCGCUGAGCGUCAAGGACCUCGUUCUGAACGUUAUCGAGUUCUCGCUGAUGAAGAACCCCGGCAAUCAGCAGCAGGGCCAGAACCCGCCCACCAGCAGCGGCAUCACGCCCACCAUCUCGAGCAUCCUGGAGCAGGAUCUGAACGACGUGACGAUCGUUAGCGAGUACAGCCUGAACAGCCAGCAACAGCAGCAGUCGGUCGUGCAGCAACAGCGACAGGUCCGUAACGACAUGAACAUAGCGAAACUGGUGACGCCCCUGAUUGGCGCGACGAUAACGCCCGUAACCGGUCCCAUACCGCAGCAACAGCCGCAGCAGGAACAGGUUCCGACCGGUAGGAGCGACCUGGUCGUCCUCCAGGUACCCGACACCAACAGGGAACCGGAGACGUUGGAUCUUAGCAUCAAGAAACCGAGGGAGUUCCAUCAACCGCCCACAUUACACAAGCAGGCGACGCCUCAAGCGAUGCACCGUCAGGAUCCGUCGACCCAACAACAGUACAUCUAUCAUCAGGAGAGGAAGAGUCCGGCGUACGUCAGAUCCGCCAAGCAGGGUAGUCCGAAACUGGGCAACCCGAACCCGAAGGCCGGUUCCAUAACGCUCGGAACGCCCAUCAUCACGCAGACGCGCUACGACGGUCUUCUUAGACAGAUGCCGCCCGACCCGAAGAUGGGCAGCAUUACGCAGGGUACCCCGAUACACAUACCGCACAUGCCGGGCGACAAGAGGGUCUACGAGAUCUACAAGAAGAUCGGGGGCGGUCCGCAACCGCCCCCGCAGCAGCAGCAGCAACAGCCGCCCCAGCCGGCCCAGGGAUUCCCCGGCCAGUACCGCCAUCAGCCGUACAACGUGGAGCAGCAGCUGAGCUCCAGGCAGAUCAUCAACGAUUAUAUCACGUCGCAGCAGAUGCUCGGCAGGAGGAACGAGAAGGCGCAAUACUAUCAGCCGGGCGGCAUGCACAGGACGCCGCCCCCGCCGCCGCCGCCUCAGAAUCAGCAGCAGAGACAGGGCGUCAUCCAGAGGCACACCAGGCCGCCCUAUCUGCCGCCUGGCCACGAGGCUCUGUCGUCGUUGGUGGACGUUGCCGUUCAGCAGCCAAGCCUGCCGGUACCUGUCACGCCGCCCCAUGAGGGGUUAGGAAAAACGAUGGCGGACAACAUGAGAGAUCAGCCGCACCGUUUCCAGAUCAUCCAACACCAACAGAACGUGAGACAGCAACAGCAACGCCUCGACGAACAACGUAGGGCUUACCACCAGCAGCAGGUCCAACAGCAGCAGCAACAACAACAUCAGCAGCAGCAGCAACAACAGCAACAGCAGCAGAUCCAACAGCCCAGGCAGCAGGUGCAGAGGAGCGACUCGUCCACCCUGACCGCCGCCAGCCUGAUCGACGCCAUAAUCACGCACCAGAUAAACCAGACGGCCGAGGGCGGCAGGGAGGUGAUGCAGAACUCGAGGGAACCGCCCAGGGCGGGCGACAUCCUGUUCCAGAGCUUCCACAGGAACCCGCCGCCGCCCCAGGUCCAGGACGCGAUGGACAACCGUCCGCCGUCGGUGAUAAACGUCGAGAUGGACUCGGACAGUAUCACGAAGAACAUGACGGUCAAGGAGCUGACCGACUCGGUGAUCAGCCACGAUUACGGCGCCCGCCAGCCGCCGCCCGGCUCCUACUACCACAUGUCGCAGGAGUCGGUCAACGAACAGUGGAAGAGGCGGCUGCAGCAGCAGCAGAAGGAGAACGAGAAGAGAUCCGCGACGCCGCAGCAGCAGCAGCAACACGACGAACGUCAGAUAAUAAGGAUCGCGCAGCCGCAGCAGAAGUACCACGUGGAACCGGUGUCGCCGCCCGAGAACAACCACUGGACGGAGCAGAGCUACAGGAGGUUCCAGCAGCAGCCGCAGAGCCACAUGUCGCCGCUGGACUACGUCAAGAACAGGAUCGUGGAGGUGAUGCGCACCGAGGACGACAAGAAGGAGAACCAGGAGAAUCACCAGACGGAGAAGAGGAGCGAGUCGCCCGGCGACAUGGUGAUCGACGAGGAGAAGAACGAGGAGGAGUACCACCAGACGGCUCAGCAUCAGCAACAGCAGCAGCAACAACAGAGUGCUUAUUCGACGUAUCCGUUUGUCCACAAAGACAUGUCGGUGAACGAUUCCGGCAGACGGAGCAAUGAACCCAAACCCUUACUAUCCGCUCAGUACGAGCCGCUUUCAGAUGAAGAUUGAACGUUUCAGGUGAAAGGAGAAAAUAGGUAAAGUUAAGUUACACUGUGUACGGUGUUGAUUUUUCACUUUUUUCGGUUCUACACGAAGACUGUCCCUUGAUUUCAGCCUAAUUAAUUGUAAAUAUACGAAUAAGUGAUAUGAAUUAUUGGUAAGUGAAGUUCAUCUAUCAAUCGGUAACUUCCAAAUCGCUUUCCAAUUCUGUCCCCAUCAGAUUUCAAUUUCGCAUAUAGAGCCUCGAAAUUGGACAAUCUGAGGGCUAACCUCGACAUUCCAGCGUUUAAAAGGGUUGGUCGACGAAUCCGGAAAGCGAUUUGGUCGGUUCGAGUAAAUUGGUCGUCCACCUAACGUUUGAUUGUAGGUUUCAUCAAAUGAAUAUUGUAGAUAGAGAUUUUACGAGAUAACCGAUAAAUUUGUACAUAAGUGUAACAUUGAGGAGGCGUAGCGAAGUAAGCUUUAUCCAGUGUUUCGAUUCGAGAGCCUCAAUUGUGGUGGAGGCGAUUCUUGAGUUGUUCGGAAAUUGCAUUUUUCGAUUUGAUUAUUAGUUUUCAUCGACACUUCUUUAUCAACUGAAUGAAAAGUAAUUGAUGGUAGUUUGGUUGUAGCAUUACCACGAAGUUGUUUUCCCAAACGAAUUUUGGAAGGUUUGUUCUCUUGCAAUUUUACUUUGUUUCGUUUUGUAUAUUUUUAUAACUCAACAGAUAUAUAUCUUCGUCAGUUUGUUUGAUAAAGGAGUGAAUUUUCAUUUUGUGCAUAUAUGUAUGUUAGUUGAUAAAUAUUCACUUGGAGUUGUAAAUAAAUUACUUAUAAAUAAAGAGUACAGCAUGGUAAGAUUUGUAUAUAUUUGUGAUUUUUUAUUUUCUGUUCAUAAUAUAUAAGUCAAGGCUUUUGCGUCUACUAAAUACGCCCAGGUCGGGCGUAUCGAGACGAACUGAUAAUUUUUCUACACUAUGACAUGAAAAUGCUUCCAGAUGAUGUAUGUAUACACUGUCAAUUUUUUUAGUUUGUAACUUUCAGAUGACUUGUUAUUUUGUUGAAAUAAAUGAAUAUCAGUUGG
Coccinella septempunctata (seven-spotted ladybird) is the source of this 6953-nucleotide messenger RNA. RefSeq names its product nuclear receptor corepressor 1 (gene Smr). The coding region runs from base 581 to 5899 and encodes 1772 amino acids. NCBI's taxonomy places the organism in Eukaryota, Metazoa, Arthropoda, Insecta, Coleoptera, Coccinellidae. Gene Ontology annotation, biological process: regulation of transcription by RNA polymerase II. The transcript has 10 exons. The record is from RefSeq and is a predicted model, not a curated record.